AUGAUUUCUCCAUCUCUCAAAACACUUGGCAUGUUGAUGGUGGUAGGAGCUCUCAUUGCUCUCUCUUUAGCCAUUCUCUUUACAGAAGGUCGAAAGCACAGAAAGCCUUGUAAAAUGCCCAAGAUUCGUCGAUACUACAUUCAAGCAGAAACUAUUGAAUGGGACUAUGCACCCACCGGUAUGGACAACUUUAUGGGAAUGGAACUUCCAGCCAUUCACCACAAGAAACCCAAUCAAAUAGGAACCAAAUACCUCAAAGCCAAAUAUGUGGAAUACACGGAUGAAACCUUUACCACGAAAAAGCAUCAACCUGCAGACAUGGGUAUUUUGGGGCCAGUCAUUCGAGGUGUCGUUGGAGAGCAGUUGAGAAUUCUCUUUAGAAACAAGCUUCCUUUCCCUGCAAGCAUUCAUCCUCAUGGUGUUCUCUAUGAUAAGGCCAGUGAAGGAGCUGGGUAUGUGGAAAAACCUGGUGGUCCCUUCGUUUCUCCAAAUUCUGGUGACGCUGUCAUGCCAGGAGAAGAAUUUGAAUAUGUUUUCAAUGUUCCAGAAAGAGCUGGACCUUUGACAGGCAAUCCUUUGAGCUCCAUUGCUUGGAUGUAUCACUCACAUGCCAUGGAUGAACCAAAAGAAACCCAAGCUGGAUUAAUUGGUUUUAUUGUGAUUACCAGAAAAGGUAAAGCAAAGAAGAAUGGCGCACCAAAGGAUGUUGAUCGAGAGUUUUUCGUCAUGCCUAAAAUCUUCGAUGAACAAACUUCUGGAUUUUUAGAACAAAACAUUUUAAAGUAUCUAAACGAUACAGGUAAACUUACUGAUGCUCAGUUCCAAUCAUUCAAGAAUGGUGCCAUUAGAGCAAGUAAUCAAAAGGAUAGCAUUAAUGGAUACAUAUUCAUUAACAAUCCAGGUAUUCGUAUGUGUGAGGGAGAGCGUGUAAGAUGGUAUGCUGGUACUAUUGGUGCCUUUGAUUUGCACCCUGUCCACUGGCAUGGGAUUGUAGGUUCGGAAGAUGGAGUUCGUAGAGUCGAUACAGUGUUUGUGGCACCUGGUAUUGCUCGUGUGUUGGAUACUGAGGCAGAUAAUCCAGGAUCAUGGUUGUUCCACUGUCACAUUGAUGGCCACAUGAUGGAUGGAAUGGUUGAUAUUUUCCACAUUGACAAGUGUAAGAAGAAGAGCAGAGAAUAA
Naegleria fowleri is the source of this 1179-nucleotide messenger RNA. RefSeq lists its product as uncharacterized. The coding region runs from base 1 to 1179 and encodes 392 amino acids. The record is from RefSeq and is a predicted model, not a curated record. NCBI's taxonomy places the organism in Eukaryota, Heterolobosea, Eutetramitea, Acrasida, Naegleriidae. Gene Ontology annotation, molecular function: oxidoreductase activity; copper ion binding. The transcript has 5 exons.